GGGGAAAGUUCCCCCUCUCUCGACCCAUCUCAUCGUCAGGCUGGCUGGUGCAGCCAUGGCGUUCACCUUCGCGGCCUUCUGCUACAUGCUCACCUUAGUGCUGUGUGCUGCACUCAUCUUCUUCGUCAUCUGGCAGGUGAGUUGAGCUCAUACACACUCACUCACCUAAACCAUGUUUUUAGACUCUAUGUGAUGGUGGUAUUCACCUAAGCCAUGUUUUUAGACUCUAGGUGAUGGUGGUUCUCACCUAAACCAUGUUUUUAGACUCUGGGGGAUGGUGGUCCUCACCUAAACCAUGUUUAUAGACUCUGGGGGAUGGUGGUUCUCACCUAAACCAUGUUUUUAGACUCUGGGGGAUGGUGGUUCAGCAAUAUUCUCGUGUGCAUUGUGACUCAUACCUUAUAUAAAGAAUUGGUUGGUCUGUAACCAAGGCGAAAUACUCUAAGAAAUACCUAUAAUUCCAGGUGAUGACUAAUAGUAGUAUGAGACAAUACAAUAAGUGUAGUGUAGCCAUUGGUUGGUGUGAAUGUGUGUCCAAGUGCCCAUGUGUGGCUCAUUAUUUGUGUUAUUUAUAUCAGUACUGUAAGUCUCUGUGUGUGUGUGUGCGUGUGUGUGUGUGUGACACCCAAAACUGGAAGUCUAUUAUUAAAAUGAGCUAGUCAAAGCUAGUCAUAAAGUGUCUUAAUAGGGCGUUGGGCCACCACGGGCACCAGAACAACUUCAAUGCGCCUUGUCAUAGAUUCUACAAGUGUUCUGUUAAUGCUGGUGGAAAACGCUGUCUCAGGCUCCGCUCCAGAAACUCCCAUAAGUGUUCAAUUGAGUUGAGAUCUGGUGACACACACACACACACACACACACACACACACACACACACACACACACACACACACACACACACACACACACACACACACACACACACACACACAACCUUUAAACCCCCUAUGGUCUUGUGAGACCACUCUUUCAAAGUCACUGAGAUCUCUUCUAGCCAUGGUAGCCAAAAUAAUGGGCAACUGGGCAUUUUUAUACACUGGGCAUUUAAAAAAAAAAAUCAGGAACCACACCUUUGUGGAAGCACCUGCUUUCAAUAUACUUUGUAUCCCUCAUUUACUCAAGUGUUUCCUUUAUUUUGGCAGUUACCUGUAUAUUUGUGUACCAGCUUACUGACUGCAGAAUGAUGAAUGGAAUUUGUAUAGGCAUCACUGGAGACCUCUGCACAAUCAGUAUGCUACAAUAGCCAGAGCCCAUCUCUCUCAGCUAUAGCCUUCUGUCUAGGGCAGGGAUAUGCAACCCUGUUCCUGGAGUGGCGUAGGUACUGCAGGAUUUUGUCCCUACAAGGCACCCCAUCUGACCAACUGAGCUAAUUGAUCAGUUCAGUGAUUGCCUAAAUUCAACACACCUGGUCUUCCAGGUUGGUUAAAUCAAAAACAUGAAGUGCUAGCGUCUCUCCAGGGCCAGGGUUGCUUACCUCCCUAGAUGGAGACAUUGUUCAUUUGAAAUUCAACACAGCAUUUUCAGACCAUUACAAUAGACUGUCUUGAAAGAACUAAUGAAUUGACUAGUGGGUGAGACUGCACUGCAUGUGAGUCAGUCAAUGUGUGAGUAUGUGUCUGUGUUUGUGAGAGAGAUGGGGGAGGGAAAGAGUCUGAGUGUGUUUGUGUCUGUGUGUGUGUGUGUGUGUGUGUGUGUGUGUGAGUGAGUGUGUGUGUGUGUGUGAGUGAAGAGAAGGUGAAAAGGGGGAGAGAGUGUGUGUGUAUGUGUCAGCAACGAACCAUGUUAUUGAGACUGCUUAUCAAAUUAUAAUUUUGUUCCACCCCUUCCCCCCCAUCUGCCUCCAUCCAUGGUUCGCGCCCCCCAUCUCUGUGUGGCUCUCAACCAAUGACACGGCUUGUUCAUUUUUAUAGUAACCAUGGUGCUUGCUAAGGGGCUCAUCGGAUCACCAUGGAAACUGCAUCUGUUUACAACAGAGAAGAGCAUGAAACGGAGAAGGGGGAGUGACAUAGAUCGAUAAGGGGGAAAGAGAAAGGUAUUGUUGAGAGUAAAAGACAGAUGUGGAGAGGGAGAUUGGUCUCUGAAAGGGAAAGAUGGAUGUCACAGGGAGAGAAGAAUGUUGAGAGGCGGAGAGGGAUGCUUAGAUGGAGAUCUCAGAGAGAGAGAGAGCGAGAAAGAGUCAGAGUAUGCGAAAGGUGCAAAAGGAUGAUUGGAGGUAUGGGGAUGGAAAACUGAAGACGAUUAGAAAUAUUGAGAAAAAAAAUAGGCUAAAAGGGAUGUGAUUGGAUUGAAUGAGAAUAACACAGUGAAAGAACACACCAUUACAUUCAACAUUUAGAUAUAUCCAGUGGCAGAAAGUUUACCCAUAUACACUGUACAUGUCUUUUUAGAUUAUUGCGUUUGACGAGCUGCGCACAGACUUCAAGAACCCAAUCGAUCAGAGCAACCCCACCAGAGCGGUAAGGCCCCCUGCCUUAUGAGAGGGAGUGGAGUUCUGUGAAGUGUGACCCAGUGUCCACCUACAGUCGCUGCCACUCAGCUGUGAAGAGCAGAGCACUGUAGACAGACAGGCACACAUAGACCAUGGACACUUAUUCAAAUAGAAAAUGUGUGUUUAUUUUGAAUGCUUUAUUUAUCAUGUUUGAUCUAAAGCAUUUACUCAAUGUAACGUACCUUCUAUUUUGCCAAUUAUAUUUUGCUAUACUGUACACAAGAACAUUCUCAAACAGAGCCAAAACGAAGGAAGUGUGAAUAUUACUUUUGUGAGGGUGUUUGGCAAAACUAUUAUCUAGAUAUAUGACUCUCCUUUCUCUAUUCACUUUUCAGAGGGAAAGAAUUCUGAAUAUUGAAAGAAUCUGCAACUUGCUGCGGAAGGUGAAUGAGUGGCUCCCAGCCGAUGCACGCACGCACAUCUUCCCCUCCUUCCCGUAGCCCACCUCCUCAUUCUCUCCUCUCGCUCACUCUCUCUCACACCCACACACACACACACACACACCAGCCUGGUCUCAUAGACUAGACGUAACAUAGUAAAUGUAAAUCCGGGACACUCAAAUUAGUAUGAUAUGUUGCAUUUGGCAUGGUCAGUGGUGUAUAGAUACCUUAAUAGAAAGUCAGCCGGUAAAAUACUACUUGAGUAAAAGUCUAAAAGUAUUUGGUUUUAAAUAUACUUAAGUAUCAAAAGUAAAUGUAAUUGCUAAAAUAUACUUAAGUAUCGAAAGUAAAAGUAGAAAUCAUUUAAAAUGCCUUAUAUUAAGCAAAGCAGACAGCACCAUUUUCUUGUUUUUAAAAUGUAUGGAUAGCCAGAGGCACACUCCCACACUCAGACAUUAUUUACAAAAGAUGCAUUUGUGUUUAGUGAGUCCUCCAGGCCAGAGACCGUAGGGAUGACCACGUGUUCUCUUGAUAUGUGCUUGAAUUUGACAAUUUCCUGUCCUGCUAAGCAUUCAAAAUGUAACAAGUAAUUUUUGUUGUCAGGGAAAAUGUAUGAAGUAAAAAGUACAAUAUUUUCUUUAGGAAUAUAGUGAAGUAAAAAGUAGUUAAAAAUAUAAAUAGUAAAGUAAAGUACAGAUACCCAAAGAAACUACUUAAGUAGUACUUUAACGUAUUUUUACUUAAGUACUUUACAACACUGGGUAUGGUUACAUAAGACAGAUGGUUACUUAUAACGUGAACGUAUAACGCGAACGUCUAGCACUAAGGAACCCGAACGUCUAACAACCCAAAAAUUGCGAGUUCAAAUCUCAUCAUGACAGUGGAGGCUGCUGAGGGGAAGACGGCUCAUAAUAAUAGCUGGAAUGGAGCAAAUGGAAUGGCCUCAAACACAUGGAAACCAACUGUAGUAUUUUAGCUAAUUAGCAACUUUUUAACUACUUACUACUUUUUAGCUACUUUGCAAUUACUUAGCUUGUUAGCUAACCCUUCACCUAACCAUAACCCAACUUUAACCUUUUUAGCUAACCCUUCCCCUUCCCCUAACCUUCCCCUUUAACCUAACUCCUAAACUUAACCUUAACCCUAACCCCUAACCCUAACACCUAGCCUAGCUUACGUUCCAGUGUUAAUGGACAAGCUGUAGAGCCAAUGAGGGAAGAUUGAAGGAGGGAACACCUGCAGGCCUGCAUGCUUUUACGAAAAUCAUAACUAAACUCUACCACUUCCAUUCAUAUGAAAAUUGCAGCUUUUUCAAAGCAUUUUGUCCUGAAGUGUUUAUGAUAAUGACAGAGUUUGCAUUUGUAUGGCCAUGUGCACCCUAACGGUCUUUAUUAUUCCUAGCUGGUGGUGCCAGAAUACUCCAUCCAUGGGCUGUUCUGCCUGAUGUUCAUGUGUGCUGGAGAGUGGGUCACCCUGGGCCUAAACAUCCCCCUGCUCUUCUACCAUCUCUGGAGGUUCACAACACAACACGACACAACAACUCCCAGCACUCUAUCACAUGAUGCUUUUUAGUUGUAUCUGUUGUAAGAAUGCGCUCUCUCGUCAGGUUUUUCCAUCGGCCAGCAGACGGGUCAGAGGUCAUGUAUGAUCCUGUCAGUGUGAUGAAUGCUGACAUCCUGAACUACUGUCAGAAGGAGUCUUGGUGUAAGAUGGGCUUCUACCUGCUCUCCUUCUUCUACUACCUGUACAGGUGAGGUCCUAUUAAUGAAGCCAUCUCUCAUCAGUCAAGCCGCUUCAUUGGUGAAUGUUGAUCUGUAUGAAUGGGAGCCUCCUCUUCUUGCUGCACAAUAACUGCUGUCAGUUGUUAUUGCUUGGCAAUAUCCCAUUCCUUCUAACACCGUUGUCCUUCUCUUCUGUUUUCUGCCUCUCUCUGUCCUUGACAGUAUGGUCUAUGCCUUGGUGAGUUUCUAAACACUGAAUAGAAGACAAAGAGGAGAUUGAAAGACAGAAAAAGAGAAAGAGCAAGACUAAGACUGGGUGAUGUCACUCAACCCUCUUUCUCACCACCCAUUACUCCAUCACAGACCAUGUGUUGCUCUCCUCAAAUCUUUGGAAGACAUUGUGAGGAAAUAAGGCAAAGCAAAGAGAUGUUGUUGAGCCUGUUCAAGACUGCCAUCCAUAUAGAAGAGGAGGAGCAGACAUAUAGGAGCCACAAAAGAGGAGGAAGUGUACGUGUUGCCUUGAUCUGAGCACAUCACCUCUUAGGACCUGCAGGUCUCCUAUUCUUGGUGAUACAGUCACUCAACUGUGAAUUUAUAAACUUUGUGUUGCCUAAGUCCUAACAUAGAUGUUGCAGAUUCAUACGUCAAUAUCCUUCCAUUCCAAUAAACCUUUUUAGAAAGGAAACGACAAAAUGCACAACACGUAUUUAGUUCUUCUACCGAUUUGGUAUUUCGAUAAUUCAGUAGUUGUGGUAGAUAAUUUUCUGAGGAUAUGAAUAGUUAGUUGUUUAGUCAGAUAAAUACACCAUUCAAUUCUACUAUUUCGAACCAGAGUGAUAGUAAUUGUGUUAUUCACAAAUAUAAAAUGUAUGAACUCAUAAAUUACUUGCGAUGGGCAUAAGCUUCUGCGAAGGAUCGCGGAUACCCUGGAGCAGUGUUUUAGUCUAGGUCCAUCCCAGUCAAGGCAGUAUCUUUCAGACCCCAGUCUCUGCCCAGGGAAAACAGGCGCAUUUCAUUCCAACUGAAAAUUAUUCCGGCUUGAAGGGGAUGUUUUGGCUCUGGGUGAAUUGGUACUUGGGUGUUUAAGUAUUCUGUGUUUGUCUGUUCUGUUCUAGGCUGGAAGGGCUGAUUUCACCUAGACUUUCCAAAGAGCUCUGUGCUCCGUGAUUCUAGAUCAUAGAAAACUCAUUCAAGAAAAGCAAUUUAAAUUCACAACAACAGCAAUGUGAUCAUAGUCUAGGAGAGAUUACUGUACAUGGGAUCGUAUUUCCUCUGUGGAAUAAUACUGUGUGUGACACAAGUAGCAGACGAGGCUGCUGAAGAUGAUGUUGAUAGAUAGGUUUGCUAUGAUGACUAUGUCAAGCGCAGUAAACCGUCUCACAUUGAACAGUAUGGUGGGACUUACAUAACUGUUCUCACCCAAGUGUUACAGUGAAUGUUGGCAGACACUUGACUCUUGGUUCAUUUCAAAGCCGUGACUUAGCUAGUGCUGCCCUCAUCAUCAUGUAUCCAUAGCUCUAUGUGUAGAUCAUUGAUAAUGAUCUAACUGUGUGAUUUUAAAAUUAUUAGAGAAAUGGGUAAUACUGGAACUUUAAAAAUACUGUGUGAUAAUUUGUUUACCAUAAACUCACCAUAAUUGUAGUAAUUAAUUGUUUACGACAAGUCUGAUAGGGUUCAUGUUGACAUCUGAACACACAUAGCGCCCUGCAUUAUAAUGGAGUAAUGUGUCAAUAUUGUUCAGCUAGGUUUCUUGUGCCAAAACACAUACAGUAUGUUUGUUCAUCAUGACAGUUCCCUCCUAAACAGGACAACAACCCCUCAACCCUGACAACAUUGUUAGUCAAUCACAGACAAUCGCUAAAGCACAAAACGGGGGGUCACAGAGGAGGGGAAAUAUAGGCUAGGUUGACCAUCAAUGAAUGUCAUAAUGCAGUUUACCAGAAUGAAUGAAUGAAUAUAUAUUGAAGAAUAACUAUUUGAUACUGUCUUCUAGACAUCUCUCAUCACUGUAUGCUAUAUUUGUUGGUGCGUUAGUUUGUAUUCAUUAGAAUACAAUAUGAUAUACAGUACAGAAACAGCAAUUCACAUAUUCUAAUAAAAUAGCAAUGUG
Messenger RNA from Coregonus sp. 'balchen', 6696 nucleotides. The record is from the annotation of a GenBank genome assembly. Lineage: Eukaryota; Metazoa; Chordata; Actinopteri; Salmoniformes; Salmonidae.